GAACUCCACUAGAGGCCUCUGCAGCCACCCCCACGGUGAGGCUGGUUGAUCUAAAGCAGCUUCCACGAUGUCCCAGCAACACACUCUGCCAGUGACCUUGCCCCCUGAACUCUGUCAGGAGCCCCUCAAGCCUGUUUCUCCUCCCAUCAACACCCAGCAGGAGCAAGUGAAACAUCCAACCCACCUGCCUGCCCUGUGCCAGGAGAUGUCCUCCGAGCUCCCAGGGGAGGUCCCCUUGGGGCACAUGGAGAAUCAUUCAGCUCUUGUGAAGGGGGAGCCUGAGCAACAGUGUGCACCACCACAGCUGGAACAGCAACCGGAACAGCAGCAGCAAGACUCACAGGAGCAGGAACUGUGUCUGGAACAGCAUCCGGAACAGCAUCUGGAGCUACAGGAACCAGAACAGCAUCUGGAACAGCAGCAGCAGCAAGAGUCACAGAAGGAUGAAAUUCACCUGGAACAGCAUCCAGAACAGCAGCAGCAGCAAGAGUCACAGGAGCAGGAACUGCACCUGGAACAGCAUCUGGAGCAGCAGAAGGAGCAGCAGCAACAAAAGGAACAGUGUGAGGAACAUCAGGAAGCAAAAGCUCUGGAGCAGCAGCUGGAGCAGGUGAAAGCACCAACGAAGCAGCAAGAGGAACAGCCGACACAGGACAAGAAGCUCAUGGACGAGCACCUGGAUGGAGAGCUAGCAAAGGGAAAUGAGCACCUGGAAAAGAGAGAAGAGCAGCUGCUGGAGCAGAGAGCAGAGCCAGAGCCAGCUGAACAGCAGGGAGGGCAGCUGAAGCAGCCCGCCUUUGUCCCAGCUCCUGGCCAGGCCCAGGAGCCCCAACUAGUCCAGCCACUGAAGGGAGAAGUCAUGCCCCUCACAGAGCAGCAGCAGCAGAAGCAGGAGGCGUAUGACCCCCCCAAAUGUAAUUAAGCACCCCCAGUAUCCCAGAGGCUCUCAGGGCAUCCCACACAAGUGACGAGAGAGCCCGUGGCCUCUCUUAUCUCAGGUCCCCCGCCAGGUGGCCCUCCUCAUCUGUGAACCUGCGUCAGCCUGUCCUUCUGCAUGCUUCUUCGAUGGGGCUGAGGGAAGGGAAAGUUAUGUCCAGAACCCAUCCCUAAUGAGUUCAGUCCCAACAGUGGCCAGACCCUCUGUCACUAA
Molecule: messenger RNA, 1150 nt
Organism: Hyaena hyaena (striped hyena)
Lineage: Eukaryota; Metazoa; Chordata; Mammalia; Carnivora; Hyaenidae
Gene: IVL
Product: involucrin
Exons: 2
Coding region: 68-922 (284 amino acids)
Source: RefSeq, a predicted model, not a curated record